AUGCAAAAUGAGCUUCGAUAUUUGGAGCGGCUCCUGGCAGCCCUGCCAGCCAGUGAGCUGAGGAAAGAGGUUGCACACCUCCGGCGUACCUUUGAUUCCCUGGGCUCCAGUCGUGCUCUUGACACGGAGGCUGAACAUGGGGAACAGCGGGAUGCCGCGCUGGCGCUGCAAGAUACAGACGCCUCCUCCAAAUCUUUGCAGCACCUUGCAAGCUUUCUAUACCCGCAAAAAGAGCCUCGCAAAGCAGAGGAUGAGGUUCGAGUUCUUUCUGCAGAAGGCUCCCUAUCCUCAGAGCUUUGCCAGCACCCCGUUCUGACCUGCGUGGAAUCCGAUCGGACCAUUGUCAUGGGUAGCUUUGGCCAACUGGUCUCCUGGUCCGAAGAGGAUGAUGCCGCUGAACAAGCGCGAGAUCGAAUGGCCCUCCUGGAGCUUUCACAAGCCGGAGUCAAUUUGCUGGAGUUCACUCACUUCAUCACUGAGAAGCUGGAGCAGGAUCAGGAGACCUUGGAUCUGGUGGAAGAAAAGGUGGCCCAUGCCAGGGACGCGACGCAGGAAGCAGUGGUGACCCUUGCGGGCACAGCUGUCGACGAAGACCGGGAGAGGCGGAUGCUGCUAUGGCCUUCAGCCGGCUUGGUGAUGCUGGGUGGCUUGGUCUUCUGUACUUGCCCUGGUGCAGCACCAGCAUUGCUUUGUGCUGCUGGACGAGGUGCCUUGGUGGUGGGAGCCACGGUUGGUUCAAUGAGAACUUUGAGCAAGUUUCAGAAGCAGAUCAUCACUCAGAUUCAGGAGCAACUACCUCGCGUCUUCCAAAAGCUUCCGGCGGACCAGGCCAGCAUGAUCCGGGUAGCCUGUGAAGAUGCCAAUGACAGGCUGCAGAGCAGGUUGAAUGAUGGUGCUUGGAAGGAGGAGUCUCUUUUUUCCAAAGUGAAGAACUUUGAUUUCCAAGCUCCGGCCAGGGAGGUCGGUCAGGGGCUUGAAGUGAGAUGGAGCCCUUCGCAGGCGCGAAAAGGAGGCCAUGCAUAUUUGGUCACCUUCACUGUGGAUCUCGCUGCAAGCCGUGCUUUCAGAGUGAUUCAACGGAUGAUGCUGACUGGAUCUCUAGAUCCUGGAUGCAAGGUGAUGUGGUCACGACCUGUGGACACGACGUCCAGACACAACACCCACUACAUACGAUACCUCGCCUUCGCAGAAUGGUUCUUUAGCCAUGAUUUUUGCACGGCCUGUCACUGUGGGCCGGUGGCCAGCCAAACCCAAGAAGAAUGCUAUACUCUGGCAACCAGAUCUAUGAGUCAGCAACUGCUAGAGCUCGAAGGGAUGCCCAAACCCACCGGAGAGGUCGGCGCGGUCAUCGAGGUGCCGAUUCCGGUCGCCCGAGUCGACGGACGCAGCUCGACGGAGUCGACGGAGCUGCGUUUCGAUGCCCCUCCCCAGGUCAUGGGCGUCCGGCUCACCGGUGGCGAUGCGCAAACGAAGGUGGAAGUCAUGGCGGAUGUGGAUCCUGAUCAACGCAUGUUCGUGGAGGAGGCAAAGGAUCUCAAGGAGUACGACGAGGAAGAGCAGGCCAUACAUUUCCACUCCUCGGCCAAACUCUUCUUGGAAGAGCAGCUCAACGUUCCAGGACCCAGCGGGGCUCGGGCUCCGAGAACGAGCGAUCCAGAAGUCGGUCGUAUCGAAGCAGAUCAGCGGACCGGUACGGAGCGUGUUGGGUUGGAGCCGACAGCUAUUCUCCAAGGUCACAAGCGCAGGACCCGGGAGAAAAUGGAGGGCAGGGCGGCAGACAUGCGACAGGCGAAAACGGGGGACGAGAAGGAUUCCAAGCGAGUCCCCGUGAGCCAAGACAUGCCAAGACUGGAGCAACUUCGAUCUGACCAGGGUGAAGAUAAGGAAGAAGAUCCCAACAUUUCGUCGCUGUUGCAGAUCAGCAGUCUUCCAGAUCUCAGCGUCAAAGGCAAAGGUGCUUGCAAGUACCUUGCCGACCUUUUCAAUCCAACCGUGAAGACCCUUCCGGACUAUAACAAAGAGCUGGGGGGCGAUGCUGUGCAGAAAGCCUGGGAAGCAUCCGGAAAGGCUGGAAUCGUUUAUAUGCAGCUACAGAACGCAGCUCUGGCAGAAAGCGCCGCUCGGACCAUGCACGGGCUCCAUUUUCUCGAGAGCACCUUGAAGGUCCAGGCUGUGCCCAAGGCUGAGGCAGAUGCUGUCUUGCACGCGGCACCGUGA
This is a messenger RNA of Durusdinium trenchii, 2217 nucleotides long. Lineage: Eukaryota; Dinophyceae; Suessiales; Symbiodiniaceae. The record is from the annotation of a GenBank genome assembly.